AUGGCGGUAACGGACAUCACGGGACAAUGGCUGCAUGUGUGGAUUUCUUUUUGUCUGGCGUUGCUAAUUGUUACUCAUUUGGAAGGAAUCUCUGCGCAAAUACGAUACUCAAUUCUGGAGGAAUCAAAAUCGGGCACGGCAGUUGGAAAUGUAGCCAAAGACCUUGGAUUAGAUCUUGGGAGCCUGGCGGAUAGGAAUCUUCGUGUCGUGUCAGGAACAAAGCAGGAUCUGUUUAAGGUAAAUCCGAGAGAUGGAGUUUUGUUAGUGAACCAGAAAGUAGACAGAGAAGACCUGUGUGGAAACACGGUUCCGUGUGUCACAAACCUGAAAGCAGUGAUAGAAAACCCUCUGGAAAUGCAUCAAGUAAUAGUUGAAAUACUCGAUGUAAACGACAAUGCACCUAAAUUUCCCGAGGAAAACUACACAUUAGAGGUGCUGGAAUCCGCCAUAGUUGGAUCCCGAUUUCAGAUGGAAGGGGCACACGAUUUAGAUGUUGGACUGAAUUCCUUACAGUCGUAUAAACUAAACCAUAACCCAUAUUUUCGCUUGGAAACUGAGGAAUUUGGGGAGGAUGGAAAGGUUCCCUUCCUUAUACUACAGCGACCUUUGGAUAGAGAACACACUACUCAACACUGGUUACUGUUAACAGCUGCUGAUGGAGGUAAACCAUCCAAAUCUGGUACUAUUAAUAUCACUGUUGUUGUAUCGGAUGUAAAUGACAACUCACCAGUGUGUGACAGACAGAAAUACACUAUUACGGUAAAGGAAAACGCACCUGCAGGUACAUUUCUCCUGACAAUAAAUGCAUCUGACUCGGAUGAUGGGAUGAACGGUGAGAUCGAAUAUUCUAUACGGAGUAAACUAAGAGGACUCUCAUCUGAGCCCUUCGAUUUAAAUAGUAGAAGUGGCAAACUGACUGUGAAAGAAGGCCUUGAUUUCGAGGAAAAGCAAAUCUAUGAGAUUAAGGUACUGGCUGCAGACAAAGGUGUCGUGUCUUUGUCCACACACUGCAACGUGGUUGUUAGAGUUGAAGACGUGAACGAUAACCAACCUGAAAUCGACAUCACAUCCCUCUCAAGUCGCAUUCCAGAGGAUGCACCUCCUGGCACGGUGGUGGCGUUGGUGGGAGUGACGGAUCAUGACUCAGGUGUGAACGGACAGGUGGUCUGCAGUGUGCCGGGUCACCUGCCUUUUGACUUAAAGCCAUCCCCAGAUGGACAGUCAUACUCAUUGGUUACCAUAGACAACCUAGAUAAGGAGACAAUACAUAUGUAUAAUAUUACAAUAACGGCUAAGGAUUUAGGGACACCUACUCUGUCAUCCACAAAGGUGAUAAAAGUAGAUGUACUAGAUGUUAAUGAUAAUAGUCCUUUGUUCACUGAAAGCCCAUACACUUUUUAUGUGCUUGAAAACAACAAGCCUGGGACAUCAGUUUUUUCAGUGAGCGCGGCUGAUGCUGAUUCAGAUGAAAAUGCGGCAGUAACAUACUCACUCGACCAUAAACGUCCAGGACCCACUGUGACUUCUUUUUUAAAUAUAAAUGAAGUCAGUGGCACCAUUUCAGCGCUGAAAAGUUUUGACUUCGAAACUCUGAAAACGUUCCACUUCCAAGUAGUGGCCACAGAUUCUGGAACUCCGUCACUAAGCAGCAACGUCACAGUGAACGUGUUCAUUCUGGAUCAGAACGACAACGCUCCAGUCAUCCUGUAUCCAGUCAGCUCCAACGGUUCUGCUGAAGGUGUGGAGGAGAUUCCCCGCAAUGUCAACGCAGGACACUUGGUGACUAAAGUCAGAGCCUAUGACGCUGAUAUAGGAUAUAACGGCUGGUUACUGUUUUCACUGCAGGAAGUUACUGACCACACUCUCUUUGGUUUGGACCGCUAUACAGGACAGAUCAGAACACUUCGCUCAUUCACAGAGACAGACGAGGCUGAGCAUAAACUGGUCAUACUGGUGAAAGACAAUGGCAACGUUUCACUCUCAGCAACAGCUACUGUGAUUGUCAAAGUUGUGGAGCCCAAAGAAGCUUUUGCAGCUGCUGAUGUUACCAGCGAGGCAAACAAUCAAGGAGAAAAUAAUGUUGUAUUUUACUUGACAAUAACUUUGGGCUCAGUGUCUGUACUUUUUCUCGUCAGUAUCAUUGUUCUGAUUGCAAUGCAGUGCUCCAAAACCACAGACUAUUCCUCAAAGUAUUUACAAGAUGCUAAUUACGACGGGACACUGUGUCACAGCAUCCAGUACAGAUCUGGAGACAAACGCUACAUGUUAGUUGGACCCAGGAUGAGUAUAGGAUCUACUAUUGUUCCGGGCAGCCAUGCAAAUACGCUAGUGCUCCCCAACAGGAGGCGGGCAUCAGAAGAGGCCCUACCCAUCUCUGGAUCAUCUCUGAUGUAG
This is a messenger RNA of Scomber japonicus (chub mackerel), 2394 nucleotides long. RefSeq names its product protocadherin alpha-3-like. The record is from RefSeq and is a predicted model, not a curated record. Gene Ontology annotation, molecular function: calcium ion binding. The coding region runs from base 1 to 2394 and encodes 797 amino acids. Gene Ontology annotation, biological process: homophilic cell-cell adhesion. Gene Ontology annotation, cellular component: plasma membrane. The transcript is spliced from 2 exons. NCBI's taxonomy places the organism in Eukaryota, Metazoa, Chordata, Actinopteri, Scombriformes, Scombridae.